CCCUCCCCCGGGCAGCCGGAGACGGCGGCGGCGGCGGCGUCGUCUGCGGGAAGCUGUGUCUCCGCAGUGACGUGGGCGGUCUGUGUGCCCGGUGACGUCAGAGGGCUGGCUGUGUGUAGCCAUGGGGGGGGCGGGGGGUUCUGAGCGGCGGCGCCGGCUGAGCCCUAGGGAGCCUUGGAGCGGCAGCAGCGGCGGCGGACGUGGAGGCGGCCGAUCCCGGGCAGCAGCUCAGAUUAAUUGAAAAGAGAAUGAAAGGAGCAUUGUCUAAGAAGGAAAUCUGGCAGAAUUUUCUUUAGGUGUUGUUACUUUUGGUUGCAGAAAUCCAGGUGGAGAUAUAGUCCGGGGUCUUCUUUACUGACAUCACAUAACGGGGCCAACUAUAGGCUGUCAUUUAUUUGCUAACAUAGACUAUUUUUUUGAGGAAUAUAUUUUUUUCCAGUCUCCUCAGAACAAACCACCAGACUAAGAUGCAAAUUUCAUACUUAAUUAUUUAAAGCUUAACAAUUCAGCCAUGGAAACUCUCCAGACCAGCUUCCCUUUGGUUCAGGGCUCCAAUAAAAAACGGAAUGGGCUAAGAGAUGAGGGUAGCCCUCCAUUGAAAAAAAUGAUGACAGAAAUGCAUGUAAAUGGGAAAGUGCUGAUAAAUUCUUUGCCAACUGUGAAGAAAGAGAACAUGGAUGAUUAUGGCGAAAUUCCAAUGGAGACUGAUGGGGAAAAGGCCAAGCCAAGCUGUAAUUCUGUGUCCGAACCUUUGCAUUUAAACCCUAGCUUAAAGCACACACUGGCACAAUUCCACUUAAGUAGUCAGAGCUCACUGGGUGGGCCUGCAGCCUUUUCAGCACGUUAUUCCCAAGAAAGCAUGUCACCUACUGUAUUCUUGCCUCUUCCAUCACCUCAGAUUCUUCCUGGGCCAUUGCUCAUCCCCCCAGAUAGCUCCACAGAACUUACUCAGACUGUCCUGGAGGGGGAAUCGAUCUCUUGUUUCCAGGUUGGAGGAGAAAAGAGACUGUGUUUGCCUCAAGUCUUAAAUUCUGUACUCCGGGAUUUUUCACUCCAGCAAAUAAAUACCGUCUGUGAUGACUUGUACAUAUACUGUUCACGGUGUACCUCCGAACAGCUUCACAUCCUGAAGGUCCUGGGAAUCCUUCCGUUUAAUGCUCCAUCCUGUGGGCUGAUCACACUCACUGAUGCGCAAAGACUGUGUAAUGCUUUGCUCCGUCCACGUACCUGCCCUCAAAAUGGUAGCAUGCUUCCUGCUAAAAGCUCCUUGGCCCAGUUACAAGAAACUGGCAGGGCCUUUGAAGUGGAACAUGAGUGCUUGGGUAAAUGCCAGGGUUUAUUUGCGCCCCAGUUUUAUGUUCAGCCCGAUGCACCAUGUAUACAGUGUCUGGAAUGCUGUGGAAUGUUUGCGCCCCAGACGUUUGUGAUGCACUCGCACAGAUCGCCAGACAAGAGGACAUGCCACUGGGGCUUUGAAUCGGCCAAGUGGCCUUGCUAUCUCCAUGUAAACCAAAAAUACUUAGGGACUCCCGAAGAGAAGAAACUCAACAGUCUUUUAGAGGAAAUGAAGGAGAAAUUUAGUGUCCCGAGUGCAAAGAGAGCGCAGUCCAAAUCAGAUACACCCCCAGGGCUGGAAUUACCAUCAUGGUAUCCAGUUAUAAAGCAGGAAGGUGACUCAGUUUCUCAGCCCACUCCAUUCAUCCAUCCUAGCUACUACCUCUACAUGUGUGACAAGGUGGUGGCUCCCAACGUGUCGCUCACUUCGGCCCUGUCGCCCUGUAAAGAGGCCGCGAGAGCCGCGGCCAAGAUCGCCGAAGGGAGCAAGGCUGGCCCGGGCGCGCAGCCCGACAAGGCGUACGGGAGCGGCAAGUACAAGAAGGUCGCCGCCUACCCGGAGCUUUCCCUGGAGGAGCAGGAGAGGAUGGACCUGAAGUCCAGCCAGGAGCUCGCCAGCCGCCUAGAUGCGUCUGUGCCCGCCAGUUCUGCCCCCAAGAGGAAAGCGGAGGCCAAGGCCUGCGGCCCAGACGCCGAAGGCAGCAAAGCGGACGGGGGCCGGGAGGCGGCCGCCUCGUGGCCGGCCAUCAUCAAGGACAUCAGCUGCGAGGACGACAAGGGCAAGAUCAUGGAGGAAGUCAUGAGGACCUACAUCCGGAAGCAGGAGAAGCUGAACUCGAUCCUGCAGAAGAAGCAGCAGCUUCAGAUGGAAGUGGAGAUGCUGAGUAGUUCAAAAGCCAUGAAAGAACUCACUGAAGAACAGCAGAAUUUACAAAAGGAGCUGGAGUCGUUACAGACCGAACAUGCUCAAAGAAUGGAAGAGUUUUACAUUGAGCAGAGGGACCUGGAGAAGAAGCUGGAGCAGGUGAUGAAGCAGAAGUGUACUUGCGACACGAACCUGGAGAAGGACAAGGAGGCUGAGUACGCAGCCCAGUUGGCCGAACUGCGACAGAGGCUGGAUCACGCCGAGGCAGACAGGCAGGAGCUCCAGGAUGAGCUGAGGCAGGAGCGGGAAGCCAGACAGAAGCUGGAGAUGAUGAUAAAGGAGCUGAAGCAUCAGAUUGUGAAGUCUUCCAAGACGGUCAAAGAGUAGGCGACUUGGCGGGAGAGGUUCCGGACGUCCUUCCGCGGGGUCUUCGUGAUUCCGCUGGAGCGCCUUGGCUAGAUGAAGACCACGAGGCAUUCUUUGGACUUUGGCUCACAAAGUAAAGAGAUGAUAAAUACACACACACACACAUAUUAAGGUUUUUAGAUUUUCCAAGUGAAUGAAAAUCUGUUUCUUUGUACUGGUGUUUUUUAACAGAGGUCUUCAGCAACUAGUCACAAUGAAACUUUUAAACUAGGUAUCUGUCUAUUUCUAAUGCAAAGACUGUUGUGUACUUUCUAAAGCAGCAUCGUACGGUGGGAAGUAGCCCUCUGGUCCAUUUUAUUGUUCCCCACGUGCCCCCCUUGCUUUUGGAAACACUUUGUAUGAGAUUUUUGGUGUGUUCAUUCUUCGCGAUUAAACCACGAGAGGAGUGCCAGCUCCGGCUUUUUUGGACAUUUUCUCGGUAAGUUGCUGUUGCUGAUUCACGGCUCUGGAGAGAACGUUACUUCUGUGAUUCUCUCUCGACUGUGGUAUGAAUUUCCACGCACGGUGGUGGAGGGAUUCAUGAUGCGCUGCUGCUAUGGGAAAGAACCAGCUGACGUGUUGGGGGGUUUGUUUUUCUUUUCCCUGUUUAAAUGUGCUUGUGUGAGGUAUUUUUUUUUCAGGCAGCAACGAUAGGACAUUGAACUAAAAGUAAUAAUUGGGACUUAUUUUUUAGAUUCCCUGAGCUUUUUGGCCUAAAAGUGACAUGAAAAAAUGAAUAAUUUUGGGGCUGGGGAAGGGAGGGAAUCACUUGUGUUAUCAUUAAUGUAGAUCAGCUACUUUGGUAUCUAUUAGCUUCUCUCCUGUACAGUUUUUAUAUAUAGUUAGGGAUCACACUGAUGUUUAUACUGUGGGUUUGUUUUUCUUUGGGUUGUAAAAUAUGAAACACUUGGAUGGCCAUUUUGAAUUUUUGUAUAUUUAAAUGUCAAGGUAAAUCUUACCAAAAUCUCUGCAAAUGGACCACGUUCAUUUAGCUCUUUAAUAUUAAAAAUCAGGAAUUUGCAGCCAUUAGAUAUGAAUGCACCAUAAAUUAAUGCAUGGGAAAAUCCAGAUAUCUGCUGAUUUUCAGACAAUUUCCAGAAGCAAGACAGGAAUUCCAUGUGGGAAAGUAAACUCUUGCACUUUUUUUUUUGCACAGAUAAGUCUGUCAUUCUCUAAUGCCAGAUUUCACAUUAAUUAUCCAUUUAUUUAAAAGAGCUAAAAUAGUAGCAUUCAAGUUUUUUCAUGACAUACACUGAAGCCACCAUUCAUUGAAAAUAUUUUUCCAUGCUUUUGAUAGUCUCUCAUAAGGUACUGUUUGAUAACUAUUAGAUAAAACCACUUACAAAUAUAGAUAUAGGGUUGGAUUUUGUUUUAUUUUAUUUUUUAGAUAUACAGAUUACCAAAUCCUGCUUUCAGGAUGGAUGCAAAUUAGGCACUUUGUAGCAAUUAAAAACAUUUACGCCUCUGGUUCAUUACUUUAAAGAAUUAAUUUUGUGAUUUAUUAUAAAUGGUAUUUAUGUGCCCUAAAAUAAUUUGUACCCCUCAAAUGAACAAAGAAUCAAUUCAAACAAAUAAGAUGUGUUUUUUGUGCAUUCAUUGGAGUUUUUCUAAGUUAAUAUUCAAACAGACAGAACUAGCACUGCCCAGUUUAGAGAGAGAGAGAAACACAGAAGUGUUAUGAUCUUGUAUUCCAGUUGUUGAUCAUUAGGAGAUCAUGGUUACUUUUUAUCUCUUCAGCAUACGGAGAAGGUUUCCUUUUUCUCAAAGUCACUCCAAACAAUGUCAUACAGUUACUAUCAAUGGUAGGCUUGGUUAACAUGUCAACAUAAAAUCCAGUAAAAAGUUACUCAAUAUUUGUAAAUUUCUUUUAUUUCUAAAAUUUCCAAUCCCUUUAAAUUUAACGGCAAGCAAGGAUUUAUUUCAUACUAUGAACAAUUCCCACAUACUACUUAGACUUAAUUUCACACAGGUGAUACAGUCAUGUGCCAUGUCUGAGCCUGAAUUCAUUAUAAAAAAGUUAAAAAAAAAUUAAGUUGUAAAUAGUAUACAUGUUUCUAUACUUUUACACUCAGCUCUUCUUCCAAUUUUUAAGAGUUAAGAUGACUAGUUUUAUUAUAUGCCCUAUAUAAUAACUUGAAUACAUGCAGAAAUUUUGGAUAAACAUUUAUAGAACCCUCUGACUUAAAAAAGAACAAGAAACACUACCAACAUGAACGCAAUCUUAAAAUGAGCAUUUUCUGUGUCAAUUGUUGGUAGAAAGUUUGGGCAAUAGUUUGUGGGCCAUUCUUUCCUUCAGACUCUCUUAAUAUUAUUGUUUUAGUAAAUUAAAAAAAAAGUAACAUCCAAAGCAACCAAUGAGAAAAAGCUUAUUUUAGGGAACUUUUGUUUCGAGGGAGGGAAGCAAUAGCGUAUGACAUUACUUUCUCUGGUGGGCAAUAGUUUUGUUAAUUUGCCGAGGGCUGUUUCUGUAAAAAAAUUGACCAGAUUUCCAAAAGCAAAGGAGCAAGUUCCUGUGUCCUUGGAAGCUCUCAAACUUCUGGGAUUCUGAAGUGUAGCUGUAUAUCACACAAAAAAAGAUUUUGAUAACAAUUUUAUUGAUAAAGCCAUGCUUUAGUUUUUAUAAAGCAUUCUCCUUAGCUUAAGUUCCAAGGGAAAUGACAGGAUGCUUUUCACCUCUUGAGCUAAUUUUAUAACACAUUUAAUAUAUUAAAAACCUAGAUGUCAAAUCAUUUGUAUAUAUUAAGCUAUCAUAAUGCACUUACCGAAGAAAGCCAUGUAGAGGAGGGAUGUAUAGCACCAUCUGCUGGCUAUCCAUCUAUUUUAGAAGCCCAUGUGUUUGUCCAUCCUUGGCUUCAGUUUGGAAAAAGCAAUGAUUGUGGCCCCUGAAAGUAAUAGGAAAUUACUCGGCACAUUUCUUUAGAAGGGCGAAUCUGGUGCUGAAGUCAUUUUUUGAUCAGCUUUCUCAAAUUUCCUCUCGCAGAGAUUUUUUUGAUUCUUCGUGAAAGAUGUGAUGGAUUUUCCAUUUUGCCCACUCUUGAGCCAUGUGUAAUCCACAUGAGAGAACAUGUGAGCACAUUUUUCAUUUUCCUAGUGGACUACUACUAUACUAGAGUACAUCCAGUUUUGUGUUUGGGCUGACACGGUCGUCUCAAUUGCUAUAUUAUAAAAGUUGGGGGACCGACUAAACUUUUAAAGCUUAAAAAAGGUUUCCAUUGUAUUUGUAGAAAGAGACACUCAAGCAUCUUCAUUAUGGGAAGAAACAUAUAGUUGAGUACUUUAUAUUUGAUACAUUUAUUUAUUGCCUCUAAAUUCAAGGGAGAGUCAGCUUUUUAGGGAUUUGGGCUUUUUGGUGGGGGGGAGAGAUAAAAACUUAUCAAAUUUGAAACAAUACAUUUUAUAAUAUGUUUCUUAAGUCAUUUAGAACUUAAGCAUAUGCAAGAUUACUGAAUUACAAAAUGCUCAAUACGACAUGGACAGAUGUUUCCAUUAAGUCCAAGAAAAUAAAAACAAUACACUGAAGGUUAGUUUAAUAGAAAAAGAAAUAGUUAAAAUAUUUUUCUUCACUAAAGAUACCUCGCUUGAAAAGAAAGAAAGCACAGUAGACUUAAAUUAAAAGAGUUCUAGUCAACAUAAAAAGUUCUGUCUAAAAAGAAUUUGCUGCCAUUGGGUUGCCUUUGGGGUUUUUAUAAUCCAUCAAUAAUCUACGUGUGUGUAUGCCUAUAUAUACACACACAUGCAUAUAAAUAUGCACACUAUACACACACACAUAUUUGUUUUAAUCCAUGCAGUUAGAAGUAUUGAUUUAUCCACAACAGUCAUUUACACCAAGGUAUUUCUAAUAGUCCCCAAAAAUAACAAGUGAAAUACCCAUCUGAAACUGUAGCAAAAGAGAAAAUGAAGACUUUGGAAUUAUGAUCAGUGUAUUCAACGAUUUAUACUAACUUUGCCAAUGAUGUACAGUUUGAGGGUGAAAGUUGCUGUGGUUGCAUUACAUGAGACAAACUGUCCUCUACCUCACAUGAAAUUAAACAAUAUUUUAUAUGGUUUUAGUAAACCAAGAUGCAUCUAUCUGGUCACCUAGUUUACAAAUUUUGAAUUAUAUUUAUUGAAACAUGACAUAACUGUGCUCUUAGCCUAUACCUCAAUUGUAUUUUGUGCUUUUCCCCCCUUUCCAUUUUCAUGUCUUGUAAAUACCUUGUAUAGACUGGAUUCAAUUCCAAAUAAAGAAUUGUAAUGAUAAAA
Monodelphis domestica (gray short-tailed opossum) is the source of this 6847-nucleotide messenger RNA. It is a transcript of the gene SKIL, whose product is annotated as SKI like proto-oncogene. The record is from RefSeq and is a predicted model, not a curated record. Lineage: Eukaryota; Metazoa; Chordata; Mammalia; Didelphimorphia; Didelphidae. Gene Ontology annotation, molecular function: RNA polymerase II cis-regulatory region sequence-specific DNA binding; SMAD binding; DNA-binding transcription factor activity, RNA polymerase II-specific. Gene Ontology annotation, biological process: negative regulation of BMP signaling pathway; negative regulation of transforming growth factor beta receptor signaling pathway; negative regulation of transcription by RNA polymerase II. Gene Ontology annotation, cellular component: transcription regulator complex; cytoplasm; nucleus.